GCUUGCAAAAACAGCUUACCCCAGUCUUAACCUUGGUUUACAUGCAGAAACAGAACUUGAACCCACGUCACAUAUACCAGAUGUACUUUCUACACAAAUUUCUGGUACAAGUUCACGUGUGAAUCGCAUAAGAGAACACAUUCAUCUCGACAUUGACCACUCUUGUAUCCAAAAGCAAAAACAUGUGGACCACACAUAUUCUCAAUCAAUGGGCAGCAACUCCCAGAUUCACCUGAACAUAUUAGAAUGUGUUCCCAAGAUUUCAUCUACUUCUGAAAUUGUUGAAAAACUGGAGGUUGACACUCGACAAAUUUCGAGAGAAGAAAGGGGACUCGAGAUAAGCGAAGCUGAUUUAAAUGAAGGGAAAUCUGAAGAAACAGAGCAAACAAUGACGGAUGAAGAAAUAUGUGAAGAGGUAGAAAAAGAGGAAAGCCUUACAGUAGUAAUAUUGGAGCCUCCAUCUACUGCUGCGAAAAUAAAACCAGAUACGGCGUUCAAUUGUAUCAAUACCUGUAUAACGUGGGCUGAAGAAAAUGGUGUAUCUGCCAAGGAUAUUAUAGACGAUUUUAAGAUGAAGCAAUUGAGAUAA
Parnassius apollo (apollo) is the source of this 589-nucleotide messenger RNA. The record is from the annotation of a GenBank genome assembly. NCBI's taxonomy places the organism in Eukaryota, Metazoa, Arthropoda, Insecta, Lepidoptera, Papilionidae.